AUGUCUUCGACUAAACGCAUGACUCUUCCGAGGCGCACUCAGGAAUUCGAUAUAUCGGCUCCGCAAUCAUCGGUCAAAAAACCCCAAAACCGCGUCAGUAGAAUUGCUCAGCCUGUGCGUAGAUCCACCAAACCUGUGGGACAGUUGGGUGAAAAUGGCCGAUCGAGAUCCAUGGAACGUGGCCUCAACAGUGCCUUGUUGGGAGUGCCUUCGACUGCUACGAAGAAAUCGCUCAACCCACGUAGUAUGAGCGCUACCCCUCAGCUACGGACACCGCUACGUAGCGUGGGCUAUGGAGGAUUGAACGCGGAUAAUGUGCUACCCAUGCCUUCGACCGUUGAACGUGAGCAAUUUUCGCCAGAAGCACGGCAAAUAUUCGACUAUCUUUCGCAAGCCAACAUUGCUGACUUGCCGAAAGAUUUCAUCGAGCGUGGCAAUAUAAGAGCGAUGUCCAUGAAGCAGUUUCUAAUUAUCGUUGCUCACUUGCUUCGUCAAAUUGGUGGCAGUCGGUACAAAAUUGGCACCAACUUUAUUGAAGACAUUAUGAAAGCAAUUACCGAACUGCACUGUCCGUUUACUGUCAGCAAAUCGAUGUUAAAAACGCCAAGCGCACCGCACUCCAUCCACCAUAUUAUAACGAUGCUCUUGUGGUUGAUAAGUCUGGCCCCUAAAUCGAUCACACCGAUCGAGUGGGCACCGAAAUGCUUGCAUGCGUCCGAGUUUCCAUCGCAGGAAUUUACCCAAUUUUUCUUCCAAGCUUCAAUUGAAAGUUUCCACCUGUGGAACCUGAAAAAAGAGGUCGAAUUUGGCGAACAGGUGGAGGCAAUGAUUGACCGUCUGGUGUCAGAGAAAACUAACGGACUUUCUCAGGACCAGGUACGUAUGCGAACUGAGCAAAUCGUGAAGCAGCUAGAAUCGAUCGGUGCUGACAGAACAAUAGGUCAGACACGGGACCUAAGCUUUGGCGAUGUGCAGCGGGAAGUUAGCGAACUGCAACGGGUUGAGAAACAUCUGUCGGAAGAAACGAAACAGCUAAAGAAGCAGCUGGAACGCCAGGAACAGAUGUACCACCAGCGACAAGAUCAGUACUACGAUAGGGAAAACGCCAUCUAUAAAGUGAAAGAGCAGCUUUCUAAACAGGAAAUGACGGUCAGCGAACGAGACGAGCUACGGAUGAUGAUCAUCCAAUGCAAAAAUCUCAUAUCCGCUAAGCGCAAAGCAAUUGCAUGCUUGGAGGAGGAAUCUUCUGACUAUCAGAUUACGCUGUCUCGGUUGAUAAAGCGGAAAAUCAACUGCAUUUCCGAACUCAACACCAAGCUGUACAACUUUUCCAACGCCAUCAAACCCGAAAUUCAGUUCGAGCCGAUCGAACUGAAUCUCCAAUCGAACAAUUACACCGAACUCGAGGAAACACUCUUGACUCUCGAACAGCAGUUGGCGGACGUGUUUCAGCAGUAUCGCGCAUGGAGACAUAGGCUCAGCAAAGAAAAAUGUCUUGUCGAACAAGAGAUGUCCGACCUCCGGCUUAUGGUGGCUGCGUUGGAAUCAAAAAUAUCCAAACAAACGGAACAUUUCCAUCAGAUCCAGCAGCAGCGAAGUGCUGUCGUACGUGAACUGAUUGCACUUGCCGAUCGGGCGAAUGAACAAAAACCGGUGCAUGUCCGGGAAAAAGAGCUUGAUCUCGCUAUAUUGCAGACCCGAGAGCAACUGGAAGGCAAUCGUAAAGCAAUCGAGAAACUUAGCCUCGACAAGCAAAAGCUAAUGGAGGACGGGCUGGAGCGAUGUCGGCAGGCGCUCGACGAGAGGCAUUUGAAACUAGCCUCUUUCCGCGCGUAUGUCCAGAAUUGUGAGGAUAUUAUGAAGCAAAUUGUGGUUGUUUGCUUUAGUAAUGAGAAAGAAAAAAGUGAAUCGGUUUAA
Molecule: messenger RNA, 1917 nt
Organism: Anopheles nili
Lineage: Eukaryota; Metazoa; Arthropoda; Insecta; Diptera; Culicidae
Gene: Ndc80
Product: kinetochore protein NDC80 homolog
Exons: 2
Coding region: 1-1917 (638 amino acids)
Biological process (GO): attachment of mitotic spindle microtubules to kinetochore
Cellular component (GO): Ndc80 complex
Source: RefSeq, a predicted model, not a curated record